AUGAAGAUCAACAUUGCCAACCCCGCCACUGGGGCCCAAAAGACCAUCGACAUCGAUGACGAGAGAAGAUACCGUAUCUUCUACGACAAGAAGAUGGCGCAGGAGGUCGAGGCUGACUCGAUCGGCGACGAGUGGAAGGGCUACAUCUUCCGCAUCACUGGCGGUAACGACAAGCAAGGGUUCCCUAUGAAGCAGGGCGUCCUCCUUCCGUACCGUGUCCGUCUUCUCCUCUCGGACGGCCACUCGUGCUACCGCCCCCGCCGCACCGGUGAGCGUAAGCGCAAGUCCGUCCGUGGCUGCAUCGUCGGCCCCGACAUCGCUGUUGUCUCCGUCGUCAUCGUCAAGCAGGGCGAGCAGGAGAUUGCCGGCCUCACCGACACCGUCCUCCCCAAGCGUCUCGGCCCCAAGCGCGCCACCAAGAUCAGGCGCUUCUUCAACCUCGACAAGAGUGACGACGUCAGGAAGUAUGUUGUCCGCCGUGAGGUCAAGAGCUCGAAGAAGGAGGAUGCCAAGGUCUACACCAAGGCGCCCAAGAUCCAGCGCCUCGUCACCCCCAGGCGUCUCCAGCGCCGCCGCCACCUCCGUUCCCUCAACCGCCGUCGGAUCGAACAUGUUACGGAGCAGAAGAAGGAGUACGAUGCUCUUCUGCAAAAGCGUGUGGCCGAGAAGAAGGCCAAGGUCGCCGCCAUCAAGGCAUCACACCACAAGUGA
Coniophora puteana RWD-64-598 SS2 is the source of this 711-nucleotide messenger RNA. RefSeq names its product ribosomal protein S6e. The transcript is spliced from 3 exons. Gene Ontology annotation, cellular component: ribosome. Bases 1 to 711 code for a protein of 236 amino acids. Gene Ontology annotation, molecular function: structural constituent of ribosome. The record is from RefSeq and is a predicted model, not a curated record. Gene Ontology annotation, biological process: translation. NCBI's taxonomy places the organism in Eukaryota, Fungi, Basidiomycota, Agaricomycetes, Boletales, Coniophoraceae.